CGAGUUCUCAGCCUCGCCAGCACCAACAGCUGUCCUGACCACAGCUCAGCCUGCACGCCAUUCAGCUCCCUGACACCGCCCAUGUUGUUGGAUGUCACACAUAAGUUCUUCACGAUCGCCGCCGAAGUCUGGUUCGAGAUUUGAGGAACAAUUCGAACAAUAUCUGGGCAUUCACAUGAACCCCAUCCAAUCACCAGCAUCUCCAAAUAACACUUACCACCUCAAGAAACCGCAACCACAUGUGGAGGGCGUUUAUGACCCUCUGCCAGGAAAUGGAUCGCCACCGAUGUAUCCCAGGACACCGCAUCCUGCAGCAAGUUUCCUUUCACGCUCUCGGACGGACCCUAUGACGCAGAGGUUAAUUCAGCAUCGAGCAACGCAAGCAGCGAAGUGGAAGAUUCAUUGGCGUACACCAGCUUUGAUGGCAUCGUCGUUUCUUUUGGGAUUCAUACUUGUGCUGGGCCAACAUUUCCUAUACAGAUACCUCCAUCAUAGGGUUGAGCACAAUGAGGACAAACGUAUACGUUGGGUGCUGUACGGUCGUGCAAUGGCAUACUUCUCAAAGAUCACAUUCGGGGGAUGCGUCAUCCUAUGCUACCGCCAGCGCAUAUGGCGAACAAUGAGAGAGCAGCCCUUGUCUAUCAUGUCAAUUGACCAGCUUUUCCUCGCAACCGAAGAUCCAUCGCUCUUCGCCAAUUGGGAAACCCUCACACAGGCAAAGUUGCCCGUUUUGAUGGCGUUGGCUAUCUGGCUUAUACCGCUCGCUACGAUCAUUUUCAGUCCAGGUGCCCUUACCUUUGGAGACAUAUAUGUUGCGGACCGCACUAAUCUUAUGGUGCCGACUUUGAAUUUUACUGCCGAAUCGUACAAGGAUUAUCGCAAACCAGUAUAUGCAGAGGAUGGGACCAAGAAAAAGUCACUGGUGUUCAUGAACACCACGGAUCCGGAUGGAUUGAAAGAAGGCUUCUUCGACUAUUACGACCAACCGUCUGCGGAUGUCCAGCGCGUCACGCUUAUGGCAGCAUACAGCUUGAAGAACCAAUCGCUCAACCGAGAAGACGCGAGAAUCGAAUCUUGCGGCGGAGAAUACAAUUGCACCUACUCCAUCAAUUUUGUAGCGCCCGGUUACAAAUGCGAACUGGUAGCGGAAGGUCCCCAGGAUCAUGAGAAGUUGAAGGACAUGCAUGCACCUUUCAACACGAGUCUGCUUGCACCAGAGGGUCGCCACGUCUACUGGGCACAGGUUGAUGAUGGAAAUUAUGCUUCUCCUCAAUCGGACAACCUAUCGAAUAGAGGAGGAGUACCCGAGGGGCCCGUGUCUGAUGAUUUUGGGGUUUUCGAGACUGAGCCGGUGCUGUGGAUCGGAUAUUCGGUCGAUUCCAAUGAGACGUUGCCCGAAAAUUCGAGAUACAAGGAUUCUUGGAAAACCAGAUUCGAUCCCCGUAUACUCAGAUGUGUACACUAUGAAACCGAGUACAAUGUCGAUUUCAACUACAGCGGUCCUUUUUUCACCACGAACAUCGACUACAAGUUCCUCGCUCCGGUCAUCGACACCAAUCUUACCAGGUACGACGAAAAUACCACGGAGAUCCUACCAGCAGAGAACUUCGUGGAUCCACGAAAGGACGUCCUGAAAUACAAAAAGACCGCCGCGUACCACGCCAUGGGCGAGCGCCUGCGAUACUUCCUGAGGGGAAGCAUGGUCGUCGAACCUCAGAUUCCCGGGCCAUUCUUCGCGAAGGUCUAUUCCCAGAUCGCCAUGACCAGAUUAGUCAGUAACACCAGCAGCAUCCCGGUGGAAGGACUCCCAACUCUUGUGCAGCAAUUCUACGCCGAAAUGAUUCUCUCGCUGUUUUCGGUUCCAAAUUUGCUGGUUGUUUCCGAGCAGCAAACGCGGGUGCGUAGAAGGCAAGUUCGAUCCACGUUCAUCUACGACCAUUGGAAACUGUGGGCAUCGUACGCGCCCGUUAUUUUCUUCGUCCUUAUAUUCCUGCUCUUGGGUUUCUGGACCAUCUGGGAGGAUGGAGUCACGUUCUCCGUUGGCUUUUCGAGAAUCAUGGUCACGACGAGGAAUACCACGCUCGACGAGAUCAGCAGAGGCGCGUGCUUAGGCAACGAUCCUUUCCCGCCAGAAUUGAUGCACACCAGACUGAAAUUUGGUGUGUUAUCGGAGGGCGGCCACGAGUUAGAGUACAUGGGCAUUGGCGACCUCCCGGGUGCUGGACAUUGUGCAUUCGGUGUUCCUUCCGAGGUGGGACCGAUUCGAAAAGGAAUACCCUAUGCAGGAUUGCAGGUUAGAAGACAAGAUGCAAGAAAAAGGAAGGAAAAGGAAAAGACGGAUUGAACGAUAUUGCUUUGUUAUUUUUUGUUCUUGUCGU
This is a messenger RNA of Aaosphaeria arxii CBS 175.79, 2378 nucleotides long. RefSeq lists its product as uncharacterized. The record is from RefSeq and is a predicted model, not a curated record. NCBI's taxonomy places the organism in Eukaryota, Fungi, Ascomycota, Dothideomycetes, Pleosporales. The coding region runs from base 92 to 2344 and encodes 750 amino acids. The transcript has 2 exons.